AUGGUAACAACCAGGGGGCCGUUUCAUAAAGCUGUUCCUUUGCCUCAAUGCAACGGUUUCGGUAACCAGUUGAUCGUCCCUCUGCAUACAACAAACCUAAUGGAGUGUGUGUGGCAGGUGACCGCCCCUCCAGGGCGGCACGUCAAGCUUAAUAUCUUCUUCAUGCAGACAGAUGAACACGAAGAGAUCGCCGUCUACGACCACGGGACGUCGACCGAUGACCAGUAUCUCGUGUCUAGUAUUCGAGGUGAGUUUAGGGUUCUCGGACUGUGGAACAUGGUGUCGUCAGGAGCAGGGCUGACGGUACGAUACACUGCCGACCAAGAAAGUCUAAACCCAAGAAUUCGCUUCUUCGCCCAUACCACGUUCGUAUCAGAUAUCUCGGGAAACGAGCUUGGUUGCGGAGGGCGUAUCGAACUGAACGGAAACACCGUACUCGAGGCCCCUUACAACAACCACCUAAGGCCCUUCAUAGGAGGAGGAUACAUGUCUUGCAUGUGGACUGUAGUGGCACCAGAUAACCGCAGGGUCCGAGCGACGUGGACAAGAGUAGAUACAUUGGAUGAAAGAGUCGGCAUCUUCGACCAUGAAAUGCUCUCCGAGGACCACGAGGUAACGCGACUUCAAGGCCUGAUCGACUGGCGAAUGCCUGCCUUCACAUCGAACGGUAAUGUCAUCGUCGUGUAUCUUAGGCAAGACGCCUUCCAACUCGCCAUCGGAAAUGGAUUUAGUCUACAACUAGAACCAACAGACGGUAACAACGCCAAUCCUGGCUGCGGUGGCUCUAUCGUUCUUGCCGAAGGAACUUUACCAACAGCGAACAUCCGCUCACCAUAUGACCCGAAUCGUCCGGAGACUACAGGCUGUAGCAUAAUGUGCUGGUGGUUUAUCUCUGCUCCGUAUGGCUCACAGGUCCAGGUCGACAUCAAUGACCUCACGACGACCACAAACGAGAGAGUGAGGAUCACCGAUGGGGCGACGCCUUCGGACAAUCCUUCGUUCGAGCGUACUUUCUCGGGUGCUGGUAUUGCAGGAGAAACACUGUUCUCCCAGGCUGGAGGCGUCACCAUUGCCCUUGAAGAUCUUUCUCCUGAAGGGCCGAAUGGACGUGGGUUUUCUCUGGAUGUCUCAAUUGCAGGACCGGGAUACUGCGAGAUCAUGGGUGACCCCCACUAUACAUCCUUUGACGGGAAGCGAUUCGACUUUCAGGGCGACUGCGAAUACACCCUGCUGAAACCGUGCUCUCCUGAAACCGACGAGUUACCCGACUUCCAUCUCUAUGGGAACAACGUGAGAUCAAGCCCUUCAUCAACAGUCUCCAUCCUCCGGCAGAUUUUCCUGACGUACAACGGUACGACCUUCUCCAUCGGUCAACCUUCGGGGAGGACUCUUCGUGUUGAUGGCCUCCAGGUCACGGCCCCUGUAAAUCAGAAUGGCGUGUCCAUUACCUACGCAUUCCCACUUAUAAUCAUCGAAACAGAAUUCGGACUCAGAGUAACAUACGACGGUUCUCACUUCGCAAAGGUUUACCUCAGUCCAUCCUUCUACGGUAAGACGUGUGGCUUGUGCGGAAAUUUUGACGGCAACCCUGAUAAUGACUUCACACUGCCAGAUGGGACAGUGACAGAUGACGUCAACCUCUUUGGGUUCAAGUGGAGUACAAACGAGGACUUCUGUGUCUUGAGUUCUGACCCAACGGAUGAUCCUUGUAAGAGAGACACUGCCCUAGCCAACCGGAUAGAAAGGACUUGUUCAAUCUUCGAUCCCGAGCGGAAUGAAGGUAUCUUCGGAGACUGUUCAAACUUCGUUGAUCAUUUCAAUUUCUACACCUCGUGUCAAUUUGACCUCUGUUACACACACGAAAUGAACAAGGUCGUCUGUGCCAGCGUGCAGGAAUACAUAGUACUCUGCCAGGCCAGGAACCCUGGUGUUCUUAUUGGCGAAUGGAGAAACUGGAUUCAACAAUGUACUUUUGAUUGUCCCGAAGGGACGGGAUAUCGGAUGUGCGGAACGGCCUGCCCCAACACCUGUGCCGACCCCACCGCGGCCGACAACUGCCCUCGCCCCUGCCACGAGACCUGCCUAUGUCCCGAUGGCCUCAUGUUGGAUGGAGAGAAAUGCGUAGAACUUGCUGAUUGUGGAUGUACCUUGCCCAACAAUGUCUACAUUUCCUCUGAAGAAGUCUGGAUCACACCGGACACGUGCGAAGAAAGAUGCGACUGUCAAGGAGGGAUCUUGACGUGUGAACCUCUAGGCUGUGGGGAUAAUGAGAUCUGUGCCGUGAGGAAUGGAGUCAGAGGAUGCUACUGUCAAGACAACUACAUUCUCAAUCCGAGUGGGGAAUGCGUACGAGCUCCCGCUGUCUGCACGAUCUCCGGUGACCCACACUACCGGACCUUUGACCGGUUCUACCACCACUUCCAAGGUGACUGUAUGUAUACCCUGGUAAAACCCUGUCAAGCCUCCGACCUCUUCCCGGACUUCCACAUCUGGGGUGACCCGGUCAAGACCCACCCAUCUGCCACUGUCUCCUAUCUGCGGAAGGUCUUUCUGCUUCUAAACGGCACAACGUACACGCUAGGACAAGGCAAGAGUUUCCUUGUGGACGGCGUGGCCCAAUCAAACAUCGAUUACCAGGACGGAUCCGUCCACGCUUGGGCGGAUCCUCGGUAUCUGACACUUGAGACGGAGUUUGGAGUCAGAAUUAAAUUUGAUGGAGGAUCUUUGGCAGAAAUAUCGGUUUCUUAUGAUUUUUGGAACAAUACCUGCGGACUCUGUGGUAACUUUGAUGGUAUCAGUACCAACGAAUACACAACAAGUGAUGGAACAUUGACAGGGAAUGUUGAUGAGUUUGGUAAUAGUUGGCAGACGGGUACCGAGGAAUGUCAGGGCAUAGAUACCCCUCAGAAUCCGUGUGACGUUGACCAAGACAUGAGAACAGCAGCUGCCCGAGCUUGUAGCAACCUCCAGAAUAUAAAUGGGCCGUUCCAGAACUGUUUGGACUUCGCGGAUCCGACGGACAUUUACACGUCAUGUCUUUUUGACGCAUGCGUGCUUGGUGCCGAUGAUGACGCAGUGUGCGACCAUUACGAUCAGUACACAGGGACUUGUCAAGCACUUGGCCAACAGCCCGAAGACUGGAGGAGUUCUCUUGCACAGUGUGCCUUCCCAUGCCCGGAACCCCAGCUAUACAACCCAUGUGGCUCACCGUGCCCGGCGACCUGCGCCAAUCCGACGGCCCCAGAAAACUGUCAGGAAACAUGCAUCGAAACAUGCAGUUGUCCAGAUGGGUUGUUGCUCGACGGAGAUAGUUGCGUCGAACCAGAUCGAUGUGGCUGUAGCUACGAGGGGUCAUACUAUCCGAAUGGUGCGACCUGGACCAGUGAAGACUGUUCGUCAUCGUGCUCCUGUGUGUCUAGGGAAGUCGUGUGCAAUGAUAACUAUUGCCAUCCCGGCGAGGAGUGUGUCGUGGAUGCCCAAGGGGUACCUGGGUGUUACUGCCGUCGGGGACUUAGCCGCGUUGAUGGUGCUUGCGUAGGAGAGAUUCCACCAGCAGCAGAGAUCCGGGUCGUGUGCGACAAUGCGGUGAUGUCCGCCGGUGUGAAUGGAGAUAAUCUUAAUGAAAACAUUCAACCCAAUGACUUUCCUGUUGGAGGAGCGGUGUGCGGUGUGUUCACGUAUGGACCAACCUCGUUUACAUUCGAGAAGUUCUUUGAGUCCUGUGAGGCUCACAUUGCUGCGAUAGAGGGAGAAGGGAAUGACAUAAUCUUCGCUGAUGUCGCCACUGCGCCUCUGGAUGUAAUCACUGUUGGAGCAGCGAACCCGGAUGCGCGUACAGUCAUCUUCUGUGAAUUCCGACCACAGGAACAAUUGCUGCCUCGUCUCCUCGUACGUGAAUCCCGCCAACUCAGCGUAAAAAGUGGGCGGAGCUAAAUCGGAUUUUCGCGCCUAGCAACCCUGUUAGCAACGCCUGUUAGCAUUGUUUUGUUUAAUCUUCAUAAUGUCUGCGAUAUUAAAAUCCUAAAAACCAAUGAAAUCGUUAAAAUUUAGUAAGGCUGUGAAUGUUUAUCAUUUACAUUGACUAUCGGUGUACAAACUCAUACCGAAUUUUAAGACAAGUGUCGGUUAUAUUACGAAUUAUCAGUCAUUUUGAUGAGUGAUACAAAGUGCCAAAAUUUAUGAAAAUAUAUAGUAAAUUUUAUACAGCAUUUCAAAAUCCUUAUUUUCAAUAUCUUCAUAAUUGUUUAUUGUUUUAAAAACAUCUUAUUACAUUUAUUAUAAUUUUUGCGAACUGAUAACGUUGAUAGAUUACUGUUUCCUGGCUUUAUGAGGAAAUGGCAGGCCUUCAAAAUCAGGUCAGUUAAUUUUUGUUAUGUUUCUAAAAGAAAAUUGUUAGAUUCGAACUACUAUACCAACUGUUCGCCCGAAGGAGGGUUAUCAUCUCAUAUUGUUGUGUAAAUGAUACAUAAGAGUGUAGUAAUCCAUGUUAGAUAACAUUUUUUUCACGAUGAGUUUCGUAAUGAAGAGAAAAAAACAAGUUCAUUCUUAGCACGCGAGCCGCCGAAUGAUAAAUUUUAGCGUGCGCAGACGGGGCUGAUCCCUAGUGUGUCGGACGGGAUUAUCUAGUCCCAUACUGGUCAUGCUGGUGUCGGGUGGUAUAUUCCACCAACCUUUUCCCCUUGCGAUGACCACUGUGCAGUUUUAUAGUGCUUAAUGUUGAUACUCAAUCUGUGAAAUUAAUAGUUUACCGAUAUCUAAAAAUGCUCGGAAUAUACCUGACGAGAAUUAUUAUUUCUUUCCUGCAUGAAUUACAAAAAGUCAAUCCUUAGGUUAAGAAUGUGUAAUAUUGACUGCAUAUUUUUAAAAAUGAUAGAACUGUUAAGAUUUGGGAAAUAUUCUGUUAAGUUUGCCCAAUGUCAUGAGUAUCUCACUGUAUGUUAAACAGAUCAUAAGACAACUAUAUUUUGUAAAUUCCACGGCCGCCUCCACGAACCUAUGGGACAUGAAGACGACCUGCCGGCUCUAGCUGAUUUGUUAAAAUCAAAAUAAUGGCAAUAUUUACAACAAUUUGAAUCAUACAACUGCGAUAUUACCAGGCUCUCGUGAUUCGGUGGAUAGGCCCUAUAACCAUUGCAAGAAAGCAAAACAUCGGAUUUCGUAUAAUUACCCGGGCUGAUGGCCACUUUGCAAGAAAUUUCUCGUUAUUAGACUUUCGGCCAUGCAAUUUAAGCACUUUAAAAAAAAAUCAGUAGUUUAUUAAUUUUAAGAAUUA
Messenger RNA from Lytechinus pictus (painted urchin), 5272 nucleotides. RefSeq names its product zonadhesin-like. NCBI's taxonomy places the organism in Eukaryota, Metazoa, Echinodermata, Echinoidea, Temnopleuroida, Toxopneustidae. The transcript is spliced from 21 exons. Gene Ontology annotation, molecular function: protein binding. The record is from RefSeq and is a predicted model, not a curated record. Bases 1 to 3933 code for a protein of 1310 amino acids.